AUGUUUAGAUUCGCAAUAACGCUUUUUUGUCUCGUUUUUGUUUCGUCAGCAUCUGCUUCGAUAGGUUGUCGUGACGAAAACAAUAAAAUUGUGGAUUUUACGUACCUUUACAAGCUUCCCGAUGAUCCGCCAGCUCAAACUGUCUUCAAAAGUGAUGGAUUUCGUUACGCUUUUAUGACGUCUUCAUCUUUGAAUGGCAUUUGGAUUGACUCUUCUCGAAAUAUCACUCAAAAAGACAGCAUUCCAGGAUUAACUCUCACACAAAUGUACGGAAACGCGAAAAUUCUUGCGAUUCUGUACAAUGAUCAAAGUCCUUCGGAGAACGAUGAUUCGUCUAAAGGUCAUUCCAAGGGCGUCAUUGUCUCAGAUGGCACUCAAGGUUUUUGGAUCGUGCAUUCUAUUCCUCGUUUUCCGCCUGAACUUGAAGUUGGAGCGUACGGAUAUCCAUCAACGGGAGCUAAAUACGGACAAAAUUAUCUCUGUGUGACAAUGAAAGCUGCUGAAAUCGACAAAGCCAUAUCUCAGUUGGAAAUGAAUCAAGUUCAAAUUUAUUCUUCGCAACUUCCUGCCUCGUUAAAGAAGAAAUUUCCGAAUGCCGUGCGAUUGUUGGAAGGUUUCAACGUUUUAACUUUGAAAAGUGCUGCUGGCGUGACUUUCACAUCAUUUGCCAAAUCCUCGAAUUUCAAACGAGAUCUGUAUCAAGAUUUACUCGCGCCCGCUAUUGGCGACAUUUCCGUCGAAUCAUGGAAAUUCGGAAAUAAUUUUCUAACCUCAAACUGUUCGACGUCCCAAAAAGUUCUCACAAUCGCAAGUUUGGAUCUCGAAGAUGUCAAUUACAAGUUCAGUACGUCACGUGAUCACUCAAAAUGGGCAGUUUCCGCGUCAAACAAGGCAAAUUGGAUCUGUGUCGGUGACAUUAAUCGCUUUGAAUCGCAGUUCAAACGUGGCGGAGGCUGUUUAUGUCAAAGCUCGCAAGCAAUUUCGGAGGCAUACAGAAAAAUUAUUGCGGAAACCGAUAAAUGCGAGUAA
Culicoides brevitarsis is the source of this 1029-nucleotide messenger RNA. RefSeq names its product plancitoxin-1-like. The transcript has a single exon. The record is from RefSeq and is a predicted model, not a curated record. Gene Ontology annotation, molecular function: deoxyribonuclease II activity. NCBI's taxonomy places the organism in Eukaryota, Metazoa, Arthropoda, Insecta, Diptera, Ceratopogonidae. Bases 1 to 1029 code for a protein of 342 amino acids. Gene Ontology annotation, biological process: apoptotic DNA fragmentation.